Messenger RNA from Saxophila tyrrhenica, 1710 nucleotides. It is a transcript of the gene YLH47, whose product is annotated as LETM1 domain-containing protein ylh47. The transcript has a single exon. Gene Ontology annotation, biological process: intracellular monoatomic cation homeostasis. Gene Ontology annotation, cellular component: mitochondrial inner membrane. Gene Ontology annotation, molecular function: ribosome binding. The coding region runs from base 1 to 1710 and encodes 569 amino acids. The record is from RefSeq and is a predicted model, not a curated record. NCBI's taxonomy places the organism in Eukaryota, Fungi, Ascomycota, Dothideomycetes, Mycosphaerellales, Extremaceae.
AUGCUGUCCAACCGGAGCGCGGCGCAACUCGCCCCUCUCUUGCUGCGAAAUGGCAACAGACUGGCCUUUCAGCGAGCUGCUCGCAUCCCUCGACAACUACCAGCGGUCGCCAUCCUAGUCCCGCGGAAAGCACUGUCAACCGACACAUCCACCGGCCAUGGCAGCGACAGCAACGGUCCGCCACCGGGCUUCAACCUGGAGCAGGCUAGGAAACCUCUUUCCAAGGACUCCGAACAGCAAUCGUCUGCCUCCAAGUCUGCGUCGCCAUCAUCGAAGGCGGCCGAGCAGAAAGCCGCCGAUGUCAACAUCCCAAUCAACCUGCCCACCGACCGAGCUCCCACCAAAGCCGAAGAGUCCCGCUCGCUGUCAGAAUUAGCCGCUGAGAGGUCAACAGGCGCAAAGUCAUCAGAGGACAAGAAAGCGCUUGAAAAAAAGGAGGCGAAAAAACAAAUGACUCUCUGGCAAAAGGUCAAGCACGAAGCACAUCACUACUGGGACGGCACGAAGCUGCUCGCCACUGAGGUCCGCAUCAGCUCACGUCUGGCGCUGAAGAUGGCGGCAGGGUACGAGUUGACACGACGAGAGCAUCGCCAACUCCAUCGGACUGUGCAGGAUCUUGGCCGGCUAGUGCCAUUCUCGGUGUUUGUCAUAGUACCAUUCGCCGAGCUGUUACUACCAGUCGCUCUGAAGCUCUUCCCGAACAUGCUGCCCAGCACCUACGAAGAUGCCAAGAGCAAGGAGAAGAAGGCUAGUCGCCUCCGCAUGAACCGGAAGGAAGUGAGUAACUUUCUGCGGUCAACUCUGAGAGAGUCUGGCAUUCCCAUUAGUGCUGCGAAUGCCCAGAAGGAGGAGUUCACCAAUUUCUUCCGGAAAGUGCGUGCGACCGGCGAGGAACCCACCAAGGCGGACGUUGUUAAGGUCUGCAAGCUGUUCAAGGAUGACCUUACGCUGGACAACCUUUCACGGCCGCAGCUGGUCGGAAUUUGCACAUAUAUGAAUCUGUCGACCUUUGGCACGGAUUCGAUGCUACGCUAUCAGGUCAGGCAUCGCAUGCGGCAGAUCAAGCGCGACGACAAGGCCAUCUCAUACGAGGGCGUGGAGUCGCUCUCUGUGCCUGAGCUGCAGACUGCCUGCGCUUCACGCGGCCUCCGAACCCAUGGCAUGUCGCCUGGUAGACUCAGGGAUGACUUGCAGCUGUGGCUGGAUCUGCGAUUGAAGUACGGUGUUCCAUCGACACUACUUGUCCUGAGCAACGCCUUCAUGUAUGCUCAGGGUAAGGAGGCAGAGUUCGACUCUCAAAUUGAUGCCUUGCAAGCCGUUCUCAGCAGUAUCCCAGAAGAGCUGUUCCAUGAGAUCGAGCUCGAGGUGCACACCGCUGAAGGCGCUGCUACUAAUAAGCAGAGAUUGGAGGUGCUUAGGGAACAGCAGGAGUUGAUCCAGGAGGAGCAGGAGCAGGCAGAGAAGCAAAAGGAGUCGAGAGGCGAGGCUUCGACUGUGUCUGAUCGUGAGGACAUAGAUGAGAAAGACGAGGAAGCCAGGCAAGAGGCUGCUCUUGCCAAAGAAAGCGAGGGUACUGCUGCGACUGGCGAGGAUGAGGAUGCGAAGAUGAAGCUUGAUGAGAGGCAAGAGAAAGAAGAGAAGAGGGACCAGCCUGACGAGCAGCAAGAGGAGAGAAAGGCUGGCGAAGCAGAGGGCGAGAAGAAGCAAUAG